CGGCCGCGGGGACACGGCCCGGCUCCGGGGACACGGCCCGGCUCAGGGCUUGGAGGGGGGCUUUGCCACAGGCACACCGGGAGGUACCUGGGCAUAAGGGCGGAUCCCAGCCCCGCUGCCCAGCUUCGCCCGCGUUCUCCGCCCGCCCGGGCGCGGCUGUGGGGAUGGAGGAGGGACGGCGGCGAGCGCAGCGCUGGGCUUGUGGCUCUGGGGAUCCUCGGCUCUGCCUUGGCGCUGAGGUGUGCUGACCAUGCUGCCGCUGAUCCCCGACUGAGACCCCUCUGGAGGAGCAGUUUUAGGGUUUGCUGUGCAGAUCCAUGGACCUGGACCCCCAUGCCAGCAUGCAGGUCGGGAUGAGGGUAGUCCGUGGAGUGGACUGGAAGUGGGGCAGCCAGGACAGCGGCGAGGGCAACGUGGGCACCGUGGUGGAGAUCGGCCGGACGGGCAGCCCCACCACGCCCGACAAGACCGUGGUGGUGCAGUGGGAUCAGGGCAACAGAACCAACUACCGCACGGGCUUCCAGGGGGCCUACGACCUGCUGCUCUAUGACAACGCCCAGAUCGGUGUGCGUCACCCCAACAUCAUCUGUGACUGCUGCAAGAAGCACGGGAUCCGAGGCAUGAGGUGGAAAUGCAAAAUGUGCUUUGACUACGACCUGUGCACCCAGUGCUACAUGAACAACAAACACGACCUGUCCCACUCCUUCGAGCGCUACGAGACCGCUCAUUCCCAGCCGGUCCUCGUGAGCCCUCGACAGAAUCUGACUCGCAUCACGUUAAAAGGGACUUUCCAGGGGGCUAAAGUGGUCCGUGGGCCUGACUGGGAGUGGGGUAACCAGGAUGGGGGUGAGGGUAAGACUGGCCGCGUGGUCGAUAUCCGGGGCUGGGACGUGGAGACCGGCCGCAGCGUCGCCAGCGUCACCUGGGCAGAUGGGACCACCAACGUCUACAGGGUGGGCCACAAGGGAAAAGUGGACCUCAAAUGUACCGUGGAGGCUUCUGGGGGCUUCUACUACAAGGAGCACCUCCCAAAGUUAGGGAAGCCAGCUGAGCUGCAGAGGAAGGAGAGCACAGACAGGCAUCCCUUCCAGCACGGGGACAAGGUGAAGUGCCUGCUGGACAUCGACAUCCUGCGGGAGAUGCAGGAGGGCCACGGAGGCUGGAAUCCCAAAAUGGCUGAGUUCAUUGGGCAGACAGGGACCGUGCACAGGAUCACGGACAGAGGGGACGUGAGGGUCCAGUUCAACAGUGAGACCCGCUGGACGUUCCACCCUGGAGCCCUGACCAAGCUCAACACCUUUUGGGUUGGUGAUGUGGUCCGGGUGAUAGAUGAUAUGGAAACAGUGAAGCGGUUCCAACCUGGUCAUGGGGAGUGGACAGAUGAGAUGGCACCUACCCUGGGGCACAUUGGGAAGGUGAUCAAGGUCUAUGGGGACGGAGAUCUUCGAGUGUCAGUGGGGGGACAGUCCUGGACCUUCAACCCUGCCUGCCUGACAGCCUACCAGAGGGAGGAGGAGGCCAACCUGAUGACCACGGAGAGUGCCAAGGAGCCCAAAAGUACUUUGGUGACUGUCCUGGAGAAGCUGCUGUCCCAGAGAACAGAGUCAGAGCAUGCAGGGUGCCUGGUCAUUUGUGCAGCCCUCAACAACGCGGCCAAAGUCCGGGAGCUCCUCCAGAAAUACCCAGACAAGGUGGAUGCCAAGAACCAGGGCAGGACUGCCCUGCAAAUUGCCUCUUACCAGGGGCACCUGGAGGUGGUGAAGACGCUGCUGCAGGCUCACGCCAACGUCGACCUGCGUGACGACGAGGGGGACACGGCGCUGCACUACGCAGCCUUUGGAAACCAAGCUGAGGUUGCCCGUGUGCUGCUGGCCAGGGGGGCCAGUGCAGACCUGCUGAACAAUGCCAAGUGCACAGCCCUGUACGUCGCUGUCAGCCAAGGCUUCACCGAGGUGGUGAGAGCCCUCUGUGAGCUCAACUGUGAUGUCAACCUCCCAGAUUCCCAGGGAGACACCCCCCUGCAUUAUGCCAUCACCCUGGACUACAAAGUCGUGAUUGAGAUUCUCACUGAAGUUCCCAACAUCGAUUUCACUGUCCAGAACUGUCAAGGCUUCAACCUGCUCCACUAUUCUGCCCUGAAAGGCAACAAGCUAGCCAUAAAGAAGAUUCUGGCCAGGGCUCGGCAGCUGGUGGACUCCAAGAAGGAAGAUGGAUUCACUGCCCUGCACCUUGCUGCUCUCAAUAACCACAUGGAAGUGGCUGAAAUUCUCAUCAAAGAGGGGCGCUGCGACGUGAACGUGAAGAACAGCCGGAAGCAGAGCCCGCUGCACCUGGCGGUGAUCCAGGGCCACGUGGGCAUGGUGCAGCUGCUGGUGAGCCACGGCAGCGACGUCAACGGCGAGGACGAGGACGGCGACACGGCCAUGCACAUGGCCCUGGAGCGCCAGCAGCUCAUGGCCCUGGCCCUGGAGAAGAGGGACGGUGAGAUGGGAGCCACCCUCCUGGCCAAGCUGCAGGCUUCUGGCUUCCUGGGAAAUGUGGAGCUGAACGUUGGGACUGCCAUCGCCUGCUACUUAGCACAAGAAGGAGCAGAUAUUAAUUAUGCAAAUCAUCGGGGAAAGUCUCCUUUGGACCUCAUCACAGAUGGAAGAAUCAUCCAGAUCGUCAAAGACUUCUCACAGAAAUUCAGGGAUCAGCAGGUUUCUUCUGAGAGCUCAACCAUCACCUGCAGCCUUCGCCGUGUGCACACCACGCCCAACACCAUGACCAACCUGAGUGUCUCCAGCGUGGCAGUGCCCACAGAGUGCCUGGUCUGCUCAGAGCUGGCCUUGCUCAUCCAUUUCUUCCCAUGCCAGCACAGCAUUGUGUGUGAAGAAUGCUCCAGGAGGAUGAAGAAGUGCAUCAAAUGUCAAGUGACAAUAACCAAAAAGCUGAAACAAGACAGCACGGAGGUGGAGUGCAGCCCCAGCUCGGAGUGCACGGAGCAGAGGAAGCUGAUGGAGGAGCUGCAGAGCCGCUACCGGCAGAUGGAGGAGAGGAUCACCUGCCCCAUCUGCAUCGACGACCAGAUCAAGCUGGUGUUCCAGUGCGGGCACGGCUCGUGCCCAGACUGCAGCACGGCCCUGACCGUGUGUCCCAUCUGCCGCCAGGCCAUCCGGGAGAGGAUCCACAUCUUCGUCUGAGGCUGCUGCUCCAGCCCGGCCCGGCCCGGCCCCGCCGUGCUUCCCGCCCGCCCUCCGCAGCUCCGCGCCCUCGGCAAGGGAGGGAAGCACAGAAGGGAUGUGCCAGGGGGAGGAGGAGGAGGAGGAGGAGGAAGAGGAGUACCCUCUGGGGUGUCCCAGGGAAGGGACAGCCCUUCCCUCAGCUGUGCUGCUCAUCCACCGCCACCACCGGAACGACCACGCUUCCAGAGCUGAGCUGGACAGAUCUGGGGUGUCCCAGAGCUGAGCUGGACAGAUCUGGGGUGUCCCAGAGCUGAGCUGGACAGAUCUGGGGUGUCCCAGAGCUGGACAGAUCUGGGGUGUCCCAGAGCUGAGCUGGACAGAUCUGGGGUGUCUCAGAGCUGGACAGAUCUGGGGUGUCCCAGAGCUGAGCUGGACAGAUCUGGGGUGUUCCAGAGCUGGACAAAUCCUGGGGUGUCCCAGAGCUGGGCAGAUCCUGGGAUGUUCCAGAGCUGGACAGAUCUGGGGUGUUCCAGAGCUGGACAAAUCCUGGGGUGUCCCAGAGCUGGACAGAUCUGGGGUGUCCCAGAGCUGAGCUGGACAGAUCUGGGGUGUUCCAGAGCUGGACAGAUCUGGGGUGUUCCAGAGCUGGACAGAUCCUGGGGUGUUCCAGAGCUGGACAGAUCCUGGAAUAUUCCAGAGCUGAGCAGAUCCUGGGGUGUUCCAGAGCUGGACAGAUCCUGGGGUGUCCCAGAGCUGGACAGAUCUGGGGUGUUCCAGAGCUGAGCAGAUCCCUGGAAUGUUCCAGAGGCAUCCAGGAGUGUUGCCAGCUGCCACUCAGCUCCCGAGGAGCUCCUGGGAUCAGCUCUCCCAGGUGCCAGCCCCAGGGAGGUGACGUCCCCCGGGCUCAGCAGCAGCAGGGCUGGAUGUCAGGAGAACUAAAGACAGAGCGUGUGCCUUAGAGAAAAAGUAGUGAACACUGAUUGGAGAAAAUCUGUUACAACAAAUAUUUCUGACCUCUAAGUGACACUCUUCUUCUUCUUCUUCUUCUUCUUCCAUAUUUUAUGGUUUUUUUUGGCAGAGCCGUGUGUUCAGAGACUCCUGAGCUUUCUAUCCAUAAUGCCAAAGGCAGGUGUUAAAUACUCCAAUCAAAGUGUAAAGAAGAUAAAUAGUAAAUAAUUAAGAUAUGAGGGGGAGGAGGAGGAAAAAAAAAAAAAAAAGGGAUUUCAUUUUUGUUUCUUUGUUUUGCAGCAAAACUUAAUAAAAUAAAAAUAUCUAUUUUCCUGAGCAUUAAAAAAUGAAUGUACAAACAGUA
This is a messenger RNA of Vidua chalybeata, 4476 nucleotides long. RefSeq names its product MIB E3 ubiquitin protein ligase 2 (gene MIB2). The transcript has 19 exons. The record is from RefSeq and is a predicted model, not a curated record. Gene Ontology annotation, cellular component: cytoplasm. Gene Ontology annotation, molecular function: protein binding; zinc ion binding; ubiquitin-protein transferase activity. The coding region runs from base 318 to 3182 and encodes 954 amino acids. NCBI's taxonomy places the organism in Eukaryota, Metazoa, Chordata, Aves, Passeriformes, Viduidae. Gene Ontology annotation, biological process: protein ubiquitination.